AUGUCCACUCCCCAACCUGAAACAAGCUGCGGGGUCCGAGCCUUCGAGGCCCUGAGGCAGGCCCUGGGCGAUCCGCAGGACCCGGAGGAGAGGGUGGGGGUGAGGCCGUGCGCCCCCCCCUUCCUAGGCACAGAGACCCCGCGCAGCCUCGGCCCCCGGGUCCCACCUCCUGUCACCGGCAGGGGGAGCCCCUUCCCAAGGCCGCUGGGCCCAUUCUCCAGACCGAGAAUGCAGUAUGGGGGGUCCAGGCUGGGGGUCGUGGGGGGCCCCGCGCGGCCUGGCCCCCGCCUCUGGAGGCCGGCGCUGCCCAGCCGCGGGCGCCCCUGGCCCGCUCACCUCUCGGGUGCCCGCGAUCGCGCGGCGUCGCCCCCGCGGCCGCCCCCCAGCUCCGCGGCCGGUGAGGACCCCCCAGCUCCCUCGCCCCCGGGGGGUUCUAGAGGGUUCUGCCCCCGCCCCCAGACCAGCGGCGAGCAAGUCCCCCCGCUCGCCGCGCCCCCGGCCCGGGCGCCCGCUCGCUCCGCACUCACCGCGCGAUCCGGGGUGCGCACGCGCCGCCGCCGCCACCGCGCCGAGGGGGCCCCGCGCCCCGCCCCGCCCCACCUGCCCGCCACGCGAGCCCCGCCCCCAGGGGGGAUGGGCCCCGGGCCCCGCCCCGCCCCCAUUGCGCAGAUGGGGAAACUGAGGCCCCGCCGGCGGCUCGCGCUCCCCCAAGGCCGGGCCUCGAGUCAGCGCAAACCAGCCUCUGGACUCACAGUCCGGCCUCCGGGCGCCGCCGCGGCCCCUCCCGAGUCCCCUGCGUUGAGCCUCGGGCCAGCCCCAGGGCGUCCACUCGGACCGGGUGCCGAGGCCCCCCUUGCUCGCUCUCAAACCACCCCACACCCCCCACACCCUCGCCAUGGCCAAAGCUGA
Choloepus didactylus (southern two-toed sloth) is the source of this 909-nucleotide messenger RNA. Its product is annotated as basic proline-rich protein-like. The transcript has a single exon. The record is from RefSeq and is a predicted model, not a curated record. The coding region runs from base 1 to 909 and encodes 302 amino acids. Lineage: Eukaryota; Metazoa; Chordata; Mammalia; Pilosa; Megalonychidae.